Messenger RNA from Helicoverpa armigera (cotton bollworm), 2143 nucleotides. Its product is annotated as pickpocket protein 28. NCBI's taxonomy places the organism in Eukaryota, Metazoa, Arthropoda, Insecta, Lepidoptera, Noctuidae. Gene Ontology annotation, biological process: sodium ion transmembrane transport. Gene Ontology annotation, cellular component: plasma membrane. The record is from RefSeq and is a predicted model, not a curated record. The transcript is spliced from 13 exons. Gene Ontology annotation, molecular function: ligand-gated sodium channel activity. The coding region runs from base 486 to 2000 and encodes 504 amino acids.
GUGAAACAUAAUUCUAAUGGUUGUUAGUUAUGGUCGGUCGGAGUUAUUUAAUAAAUUCCUUAUAUUUAUUAAGCACAUUGCGGAAACCGACCUUGAGUGUCAUAAAAACAAAUAAUACAUUAGUGUAAAAAACUAAAAAACACGCUAGUCAUGUAUGAAGACCGGGGGUCAAAUUAAGACUCUGAUGCCCAUUUUCACCAACAAUCUCUUAUUCUAAGUGCCACUUAGAAUAAGGGCUCUCCCAAUUUUGACAUAAAUGACUAUGGAUAAGGGAUACCUAAACUUUGGUGAAAACGAAAUUCUUAUUAAGUGUUCCGUAAAUGCUCUUAGGGGAUCCCUUAAUUUAAGUAUUUGUUGGUGAAAAUGGGCAUGAGAUUUUCUUACAUAGAUAGUUACAAGUGAAGCUGAUAAGCGUGUCAAAAAAGUUAUAAACGUGUACAGUCAACUUCAGAACAUUUUGGCUUCUCACUAUUAUUGCGAGUCUCAUGAUGUGUGGGUAUUUGAUUGAAGAUGUAUGGACGAAGUGGCAGACCAGUCCCGUCAUAGUAACUGUGAGCGAGCAACUUGUUCCUGUUAUACAGGUGCCUUUGCCGUCAAUUACAAUUUGUCCUCAAGCAAAAUGUAAGUUGUCGGUUUAUAACUACAGCAGUGUAGUGGACGAUUAUGAAAGUGGCCGGUAUUCUAAAACACCCCUGGAAGAAAGGUAUAAGUGGUCGGGAAUUACUCUACUUUGUCCCAAAAAUAUGCGUGCUGGACCCAGGACUUCUAGGAGACAAAACUCUACUACAAUGAAACAAAUAAAUGAGGUAGCCUUAGACUACAGGGACGUCUUUAAAUUAUGCAAUAUAAACGACGAUUAUGCGGACUGUAGAGAACUGUUUUCGAAAGUGCUGACAGCUUCAGGAGUCUGUUUUACAAUGAAUGUGUUAGCAGCCGAGGAGAUACUACACGUGGAAAAAUUACAGCAAGAUUUCACAUAUUUGAGUUCAACAAGACCCUCGCAGAAUUGGUCGAUUGAACGCGGAUAUCUGAGUGGAUUCGAUUCUAAAGAAGUUUACCCUAUUCGAGGAUUGGCAUCUGAUACUAGAGCAACAGUGAGCAUAAAGUUUAAGCAAAGAUUGGACGACCACGAUGGUCUAUGCCACGGCCCAUCUCCAGGGUUCCAGGUAUGUGGGGAUAAAGAGGUGCACGUGCAGCACCCGGCGGAGUGGCCGCAGACCUCGCUAUACACGCAGACCAUUAACGUCAACGAGCAAGCUGUGCUGGCGCUCAGCUUCAGUAUAAUGAACACUUCGGAGGCAUUGAGGAGUUACCGUCCAGAAUUACGACAAUGCUAUUUUCCUGGGGAACGUCAGUUAAAGUACUUUAAAAUAUACACAGCUAAGAAUUGUAGAGCGGAAUGUUUGGCAAACAUUACUUUAGAGUGUUGCAAAUGUGUUCCAUUUUAUCUGCCUCAUAACGACAGUGACCAGAUUUGUGGAGUAGCAUACAAACUGUGUACAGAAUCAGCGGAAGAAAAAAUGGCACAACGCGAAGCCAAUGUCGACGCGCCGGAUAGAUGCAAAUGCCUCGAAUCGUGCAAUUCAAUAACAUACGACUCACAACUCAUAAGAACUGGUCGUUACCAAGAUACCUGGAAUCCUUCACUUCAAGGCAAUAACUUUUAUGAAACAUUACCUCAAAAUCUAUCGGGGGUCCAUUAUUCAGAGCUGAAGGUAUUCUACAAGAGCCCGCAGUUCAUAUCGAUGCGUCGCUCGGAGUUGUUCGGCGUUACUGACUUCCUCGCCAACUGUGGUGGUCUACUGGGCUUGUUCCUGGGCUUCUCAUUCUUGAGCCUGGUGGAAAUCAUAUACUUCUUCACACUCAGGCUCUGCUGUGCAUUAAGAAAGGAUCUAAAACAACAGAGAACAAACUCCAUGGAGAAAAAUGAAGGUCAUGAAUUAACUGAAGAGUGUUUGCCAUCGGUUUGUGAAAAAACUCCAAAUUAUCGUAUUGACUAGAAUAAUAUUUUUUAUGUGUAACUUUUAGUAAAUAAUUAUUUUAUUAGUUAUUCAAGUUUAGGCUUAAAGUGUUAUUUUUAUUCUUGUCUAGUCCCAUGUGCCUAUUAAUUUUAUCUUGAUUAAAUAAAUGUGCUUAUAAAGUA